Messenger RNA from Hibiscus syriacus, 2430 nucleotides. RefSeq lists its product as uncharacterized. The transcript is spliced from 6 exons. The record is from RefSeq and is a predicted model, not a curated record. Bases 16 to 1365 code for a protein of 449 amino acids. Lineage: Eukaryota; Viridiplantae; Streptophyta; Magnoliopsida; Malvales; Malvaceae.
UUAUCACCAGCCACGAUGCCGGUCCUAAGAUCCCUUGAAAUCCCUGCGGUGCCACCUAAGCCCCGGAAAGCUCGGAACAACGUCGAGCCACCCGCAACCCCCACUCAAGGCCGUGAACAACCCUCCACUCGUCUUUCAUCUCCGCAUUUGCUCAUUCCCUCCCCUAAAACCGCCGGUUCCGUCUCUUGUUCCGCACCCUCCUCACUCCGGUGGAGUCUUCGUCUUUCUUCGAAAGGUUCCUCAAAUGCCGAUGAUCAGUUUGGUCUUCCCUCGGUGGAGAAAAGUGUCGGAAGUCGAUACGGGGACGUUUCGAAGAAGCGGAAGUUGAGUGUGGAUGUUGAUGGUGAUUUUGAGAGCGGGGUGUUGAGUUUGCGUUCGGGGAAAAAGGUUACCGAGAGGAGUCCACUGGGAGACUGCGACGUCAACGGCGGCGGCGAUGAAGUGGUUGAAAGUGACAAGAAAGGUAAAAGCAUAGCAGAGAGUGAGAAUAUUGAGGAAUCGGAAAGGAACAGAAAAAGGAUAUUUAGUAGCGAAGAGAAAGGAAAGGGGAAAUUUGUUGCUGAAACUGAUUUGGAAUCUAAAGAUGAGAAUUUAGUCGAUGUUUCAGUUUCCGACGUUGAACUUCCCGCGGAGGAAGUGAAAUCGCCAGAUGAAAACCCGAAUAAAAGGAGCAAUAGAAGAACAAAUGGGGGGAUAAUGGAGCGGUUUCGAGAUACGGCUAGGCGAAAUGCUUCUCGAUUUGCGCAUUUCAACAUCCGUGAAGAGGAAGAAGAAGGUGAUAACAAUUUAUCAAUGGAAGCUGAAAGGGAAAUUCCGUCGGCAGAACAGAUUGAAGAAAAGGUUGUUGAAGAUUGGCCUGGUCCUUUCUCUACUGCCAUGAAGAUUAUUAGGGAUAAAGCAGCAAAUUUGAACGUUCAACGGGGGAGUUCUUCCACGGACCAGGUACCGUCCGUGCAAAUCAAAUGGGUUCCUCAAAAGGGUAAAGGAAAAGACGGGUUAAAGCGGUUGCCUCCAUCGUUGCUCGAUUUGAGCCUAAGGGUUCUUGCCGAUAAUGCAGAUGCAAUCGCUUCCCUUGAUCAUGUCCCAGAUGCCAUGAGACACAAGCUCUCUCAAAUGCUCUGUGACUCGAGACAAAUGAAUAGUAACAUUCUGGAUCUCCUCCUUAGCGGAUCCGCUAAUGAAAUUCGCUUGAGGGAAUGCUCAUGGUUAACUGAGGAUCACUUUACUGUAUCUUUUGAAAAGUGUGACACUUCUAACUUGACGGUUAUCCAACUUGAUUACUGUGGUCAGUGCUUGGCGGAUUAUAUUAUACCUUCUACCUUAGCUCGAUCACUAAACAGCUUGCCUGCAUUAACUACAUUGUAAUUGAGCGGUGCAUAUCGCCUUUCAGAUGCUGGGUUAAGUGUUCUUGUUUCUUCUGCGCCUGCAGUAAGAUCUGUAAACCUCAGCCAGUGUUCAUUUCUUACCCAUGGUGCUAUCGAGAUUUUAGCUUCCUCCUUGGCAUCGGUUCUACUAGAACUAUUUAUCAACGAUUGCCAAAGUAUUGAUGCCAUGCUGAUGCUUCCAUCAUUGAAAAAGCUGGAGCAUUUGGAAGUCUUUUCAGUAGAAGGAUUGGAAUCUGUUACGGAUAAAUUUAUCAAGGAAUUUAUUGCUGCAAGUGGUGAUGGUAUCAGGGAACUGAUUCUGUCGGGUUGUAGGAAAUUAACUGAUUCUUCCUUGAAAAUCAUUGCGGAAACUUGUUCAUGUUUACGAGUACUUGACAUCGGUAUUGUACCCAAACUGAAAGACAAAUACUUGGCCAGUGGUUGUCGAUCAUUCGUUGAAACUCCGCUGCAACACUUUCAGUGAUGAUGCCAUAGCUGCAUUUCUUGAAAUGUCUGGGGAGGCUUUGAAAGAGCUGGCACUGAACAAUGUUGGGAAGGUCGGUCAUAAUACAGCCUUGUCACUCUCAAGACGCUCAAGAAAUUUGGUUAGUUUGGAUCUAUCGUGGUGCCGAAAUCUGACUGACGAAGCUAUGGGCUUGAUCGUAGAUAGGUGUUUAUCGCUGAGGGUGCUUAAACUUUUUGGAUGCACUCAGAUUACAGACGUCUUUCUAUAUGGUCACUCUAAUGCCAAUGUAGAAAUCAUUGGUUUGAAGUUGUCUUCACUUUUGGAACACAUAUAAGCUUGCACUACUCUUCUGUGUCAUCUUCAAUAUGAUUCGAGUGUCGAUGACCAGCCAUAGCCAUACCAAAGUUUACUUGUGAAGUACUGAAGUUUGAUUUCUAAAGAACAUGGACAUUUUGUGUCAUCCUGUGAUGCUCUUUUUGCCAACUACCUAACCAGUUCAAUCAUUAACGGCUUUGUAAGCGUGGGAUGAGAUCCCAUAGCUUAAAUUGUAAUACCAAAUAAAUUGAUGUUUUCGUACAAUUCCAUGAAUGAAAUUCAUGU